Molecule: messenger RNA, 7985 nt
Organism: Periophthalmus magnuspinnatus
Lineage: Eukaryota; Metazoa; Chordata; Actinopteri; Gobiiformes; Gobiidae
Gene: nav3
Product: neuron navigator 3
Exons: 41
Coding region: 107-7102 (2331 amino acids)
Biological process (GO): nervous system development; neurogenesis
Molecular function (GO): ATP hydrolysis activity; protein binding
Source: RefSeq, a predicted model, not a curated record
GGCAACUACUCAGCUAGCUAGCUUUUAACUGUGUGUGGAUUUGACCAUUUCCCGAGCAUUGCCUUACUGCUUCAUUCUUAUUGGGGACUAGAAAAUUCCGGACAGAAUGCCGGUGGUUGGGGUUGCCUCUAAGCUUAGGCAGCCCUCCACUAGACCAGUCCACACGGCAUUACCCAUCCCAAGCGCAGUUCGCAUGGCAGCAGCGCAAGGUUAUAUGUCCCCACAGCCGAAUGCAGAGCUCAUAGCGGGACAGGGGAGCACCACGCCCCCCUUAACUUCGUUCUCUUAUCAGCUUUCAGUCAAGUCGGAGCUAAAACCGGACAAAAGUUCAACCACUGCUGCUACUGUUGCUGCUGCGGAGGGGAAGAGCAAAGGAGAGACAGAGGAGAGCAAGAUCUGCAAGAUCUACACAGACUGGGCCAAUCACUACCUGGCUAAAUCUGGCUGCCCUCGUCUUAUCAAGGACCUGAGCCAAGACGUGACCGAUGGAGUGCUGCUGGCUCAAAUCAUACAGAUCAUAGCCAAUGAGAAAGUGGAGGACAUCAAUGGCAGCCCGAGGAACCAGUCGCAAAUGAUUGAGAAUGUGAAUGCCUGCCUCAGUUUCCUGGAUGCCAGAGGAGUGAAUGUACAAGGGCUCUCAGCUGAAGAGAUCCGAAAUGGAAACUUGAAGAGCAUCCUGGGUCUGUUCUUCAUCCUGUCUCGGUACAAACAGCAGCAGCAGCAGCAGCAGCAGUACUACCAGAGUCUAGUGGAGCUCAGCCAGAACACAACCUCCAGUGCGAUCUCUGGGGGAGGGCAGGGCAAGAGCCAAGACAUGCAGUCCAGCCUCACAGCGCGAUAUGCAAGUCCCCCGGGCCACAGUGGAAUAGGCUCACCACAGAAGAAAAACACAAGGUUACCAGGCCCCUCCUCCAGAGUCCCUGCUGCGGGCAGUGGGGCCUCCAGGAGCCCCUCUAAUCUCAACCGCAGGAGCCUGAGCUUCAACAGCAUCGACAAGAGCAAACCACUGCAGUAUGCCAGCGGGAAUGAGAGAGACUCAUUGAGGUCCAUCCCUGUGUCCAGUGGCCUGAAUGGGGGCUCUCUUUCUGGGUCACUUUCCCCCAGCCUGAGUGGUCAGCAGCUUGCCUCCUCUAUCCCCUCUCCCACCUCCUCCAAGUCCUGGCGCAGCAAAUCCAUGAACCUCAAGCACAGUGCCACGUCCUCCAUGCUGGCGAGCCCCACGCACUCUCCUCUCCAGGACAGUGGCCUCCAGGCUGGGGUGGGCACAGCAGGAGCCCCCCCUCAGAGGUCCAUGCUGGAGAAGUUCAGGCUGAUCACCCCCAGAGCAGGGUCUAGAGUGUCCCCAUCUGUGGUGGAGAUGGCUCUGCAGGAGGAGGACGAUCUGUCGGAGUAUGGAGACGAGGGAGGCACGCCAACCAGCACUGCUCCAGCCAAGCAACACCCACCCAAGACCCAAACACCCUCCAUCGCCACACCAACCAAAACUUCCUCCACAUUAUACUCCAAGUCCAACAGCAGCAGAACCACAGCACCCUCUAAGGACAAGGAAGACAAGAGCAAGUCCGCAAAAAUCUCUAAAGACUCCUCCUCCUCUCCCAAAGACGAAGCCUCCUCAGAAAACUCUAAAAAGAACUCCAAAAUCAGCAGCUUUAUUCCUAAGGGUGGAAAGACGUCAUCAGCCAAGAAAGAAACCAGCACCUCCACAGCGCCCUCUAGUGGGAUCCCCAAACCAGGACUCAAAGCAGGAUCCACAAACUCAACCAAGUCUCAAAACCAACCACAAGCCUUAAACAGUAGCGGUAACAUUCGUGGAGGAGGAGAAGGCACCAAGUUAAGCAAAGGAGGACAAAGUGGUAGUUUUUACAUCCAGAGGUCCACGGGGGGUCCUGAGGGCAAAAGAACCAGUCUAACCUCAUCCACCAGUACCUCCGCGCUGUCCGGGUCGGGGGUUGGAGGAGGGGUGGGUCAGGGGAGUAAUGGAGUUGUCCAACUUCCCCAGCAACAGCAGCACAACCACCCCAACACGGCCACGGUGGCUCCUUUCAUGUACAGGACGUUCUCGGAGAAUGACUGUACGAUGGUGGUCCCCGUGGACCCUUGCCUCAGUCCCACCAAAGGAGAUCUGGUCUACAGUAAAACCGCCAAGCAGUGCCUGGAGGAGAUCUCAGGAGAAGACCCAGAGACGCGGAGAAUGAGAACAGUAAAGAACAUCGCAGAUCUCCGACAAAACCUGGAGGAGACAAUGUCCAGUCUGAGAGGGGCGCAGAUCACCCACAGCACCCUAGAGACGACCUUUGACUCCACGGUAACCACAGAGGUGAAUGGGCGAUCCCAGGUGCCCCUCUCCUCUCGGGCCUCCCCCAUGUCAUGGCGUCUGGGACAGCCCCAAACCCCCAGACUACAGGCCGGAGAUGCGCCCUCCAUGCCCAGUGGAUAUGCUGUACCCCGAGGCAGCUCCACCACUACUGCAGCCACUGGGGGGCACUACAGUGGCCACUCCGACUCAUCCAGAUACAUGGCAGACAGCGGGCUCCAUCUUUACAGUCGAAACUCGGGUCGUGCCUCCGACUCGCCUUCUUCUCGAGAUGUUUUUCAAAGACUCAGCAAAGACGUACCCGGGGACAUCGACAAUUGGGACGACAGCAGUUCUGUGAGCAGUGGCUUCAGUGACACUUUGGACAACAUCAGCACAGACGACAUGAACACUCCGGCCUUGUACAACGGGGGCAGUAGCGGGCAGCGCAAGAGCAAAGCAGGACAGUCCCAGAGAGGAAGCCGAUCGAAGCAUGUAGACCCAGAGGUGAGCAGUAGCUGGGCUGGAGCUGAGGACCUGAAGAAGGUGGAGGAGGAGCAGGACGGAGGAACCAUGGACCAGAGCAGUGGAUCCCAGCGAUGGAAGCCCUCUGCAGCCUCUCCCUCUGCCCAAAAACAGAGCCACCAGGCCCCCCUGUCCCACCAGACCCACCAGGCCUACCAGGCGCAGUACGAGGAGCAGGGCCAGAAGGGGGCAGCACUAGGACAGGUGUCUCAAACUGGCUCGUGGAGAAGAGGGGUGAGUGCCCAGGUCGGAAUCACUCCACCGAGAACCAAGACCCCAUCAGCAGCACUCAAAACAACAGGUAAAACUGAUGACACCAAAGCUUCAGAAAAAGGCAAAGCUUCAUCAAAAUCUUCUUCCGGGAUCCAGCGCUCCCCGUCAGACGCCGGGAAGAGCAGCGGAGACGAGGGAAAGAAACCUCCAUCCGGAAUUGCACGCCCUCCUACAUCCACCUCAUUCGGGUUCAAGAAGCUCCCUGGUCCUUCUGGAACGCUUAUUACCUCCAGUGGUGCAACAUUAGCUAGCGGGUCAGCCACAUUAGGAAAAGCACCCAAAUCCCAAUCCUCUUUGGGAAAAGGAACAGCAAUUGUUGGUGCACGAAAAACAAGCUUGGAUGGAUCGCAACCUCAAGACGACACCAUUUUGAUAAGUUGCGGAGGAUCAAAAAUGUCACUUCAGUAUCGUUCGCUACCGAGACCGGCGAAAUCAUCAAGUGGAGUAGCGUCUAGAAGUUCGCAUCGCUCCAGUUCGAGUAGCAUAGAUUCAAAUGUUAGCAUAAAAUCCGGAACCCACGCAACAGGUGCCAAGAGACGAGACAGUGGUAAAGUCUGUUCAGAUCGCUCAAGUCCAAUUACUAUUAGCCAAACGGACAAUAGCAAAGUUUCUGACCAAGAAAACGCAUUGUCAGGAUUAUCAACAUCACCAAAGUCAAGCCCUACCUCUUCGGGACAAUCCAGUCUGAGGCAGCCAGGAUCCAAGUAUCCAGAUAUUGCCUCCCCAACAUUUAGAAGACUGUUCGGCUCCAAAGCGAGCAGCAAGGCCAGCACCCCCGGGACCCCUGACUCCGGGAAGUGCCCCUCAGCUCUGAGCAGCCCCCACGGGACUCUGGUGCGGCAGCCCAGCUUGGACUCUCCAUCGUCGGGCACGGGUAGCCUGAGCGCAGGGCCUAGCGGAGGGAGCAGUCCUCUGUAUGGUAAAGGUCCGGAGCUGUGCAAUGACUCCUCAGGCCUCUCCCUGCCCUCAGCCUCUCGAGUCUGGGACAGUAAAGACACUCUGAGCUGCCAGAGCAUGAGCAGUCUGCACACCAGCUCCGAGUCCAUAGACCUGGGCCUCCACCAGGGCACUAAAGUGUCCCGCACCGGCAGUGUCAAGUCCACCCUGUCUGAGGGCAUGCACCUGGACAGAAAUACUCUUCCUAAAAAGGGACUCAGGUACCCCCCUUCGUCCCGUCAGCCCUCUCAUGAAGAGGGGAAGGAGUGGCUCAGGUCACAUUCCACUGGAGGGCUCCAGGACACAGGACAGUCUCCAAUGUCACCACCAGGGGCAGCAUGCAACAAUACCGGAAAAUACCACUACUCUAACCUAUUGAGUCCAACCAACAGUGGUCAGUACAUGGCUCCAGGCUCCAACAGCAUGAUCAGAUCCAACAGUAUCCCAGCCCAGGACUCCUUUGAGCUGUACGGCGAGGGCCAUCCACUAGGGGGCAGCGCCACCUCCCUGGAGGACAGACCCCGUGCCAUCAGCCGAUCAGGGUCGUUCAGGGACAGUACUGACGAAGUUCAUGGCUCCUCUCUGUCUCUGGUCUCCAGCACCUCCUCACUCUACUCUGCUACAGAGGAGAAGGCGCAUUCAGAGGGCCAAACUGUUCCAAACACAACGCAAAUCCGAAAGCUUCGCCGAGAGCUGGACGCAUCUCAGGAGAAGGUGGCGACCCUCACAUCUCAGCUGGCUGCUAAUGCCCAUCUUGUAGCAGCUUUUGAGAAGAGUCUGAGUAACAUGACCUGUCGACUGCAGAGCUUAACAAUGACGGCAGAGCAGAAGGAGUCAGAGCUGGCAGAACUGAGGGAGACCAUAGAGAUGUUGAAGACACAAAACACAGAUGCACAGACAGCCAUUCAGGUGGCUCUGAACGGCCCCGACCAUUUGCACAAAGAUCUGAGGAUCCGGCGACAGCAGUCGUCUGAGAGCAUGUCCAGUAUCAACAGUGCAGCCAGUCACUCCAGUCUGGGCAGUCUGAGUAAAGACACCGAGGACAAGAAGAAGAAGAAGAAGAACUGGGUGGCAGACUCCAUUCCUGCUCAGUUACGCAGUUCAUUCAAGCACGCGUUCAGUAAGAAGAAGACGAAGUCCCAGUCAGCUCAUGAUGAGAUGGAGGAGAUGAGUGAUUCUCUGCCUUCUUCGCCCAAAAUGCAGCAUGAUAACAGACAAGGCAGCAUUGCUACACUACGCUCCUCUCCCUCAACCACUGAGUUGUGUGAGUGCACAGAGGCAGAGGCAGAGACAAUUCUGCAGUUGAAGAACGAGCUGAGAGAGAAGGAGCUCAAACUCACUGACAUCAGACUGGAGGCUCUGAGCUCCGCCCACCACCUCGACCAGAUCAGGGAGGCCAUGAACCGCAUGCAGAAUGAGAUUGAGACGUUGAAAGCAGAGAAUGAUCGUUUAAAGUCCAGUGGAAAUGCAACUCCCGUAGCCACUCCAGUGAAAGCAGCACGGCCCCCCUCAGAGACCUCCAGCACCUCGUCCUCCUCCUCAAGGCAGAGUCUGGGGCUGUCCCUCAACAACCUCAACAUCACAGACAGCAUCAUGUCAGACGCUUUUCUGUUAGAUGACAGCUUCGAGGGAAACCUGCGCAAAGAAGGUCGAAGUGUGAGGAUCGUGGUGUCCAUCUUCAGCACGCCCAAGACCACCAAGUUCCAGGAUAAACUGUGUCAGGAAUACCUCAUCGGAUCAAUCGGUGUGAGUGGGAAAACCAAAUGGGAUGUCCUGGAUGGAGUCAUCAGGCGCCUCUUUAAGGAGUACUUGUUCAGAGUGGACCCCAGCAGCAGUCUGGGCCUGAGCUCAGACAGUAUCGUGUGCUAUCGGAUGGGGGACGUGGUUCGCUCUCACUCCUCAGAGGUGCCAGAGCUGCUGCCCUGUGGCUACCUGGUGGGAGACAGCAAUGUCAUCCAGGUCAACCUCAAAGGAGUACGGGAGAACAGUUUGGACAGCCUGGUUUUUGACACUCUGAUCCCAAAGCCAAUUCUCCAGCGGUACCUAAACCUCCUGAUGGAGCACAGACGAAUCAUCCUGUCUGGACCCAGUGGCACUGGGAAAUCUUUUCUUGCUGCAAAGUUAUCCGAGUAUGUGAUCUGUCAGCUGGGACACGAGCCCAAUGAACGAAACGUGGCACGGUUCAACGUCGACCAGAACUCUAGCAAAGAGCUGCGUCAGUACCUGUCCAGUCUGGCAGAGCAAUGUAACUCUGAGGAAAUGGCACCACACCUCCCUCUGGUGGUCAUCCUGGAUAACCUGCACCACGUCGGCUCUCUCAGUGACAUCUUCAAUGGGUUCCUCAACUGCAAGUACCACAAAUGUCCAUACGUGAUUGGAACCAUGAACCAGGGUGUGUCUUCAUCACCAAACCUCGAACUACAUCACAACUUCAGAUGGGUGCUGUGUACGAACCACACAGAGCCAGUGAAAGGAUUUCUGGGACGUUUCCUUCGGAGAAAACUGAUUGAGAUGGAGAUCAAUAAAAACAUGCGCAGCAACGACCUCAUCAAGAUCAUUGACUGGAUCCCCAAAACAUGGCAGCACCUCAACUGCUUCCUGGAGGCUCACAGCUCCUCUGACAUCACUAUUGGCCCCCGUCUCUUCCUAUCCUGUCCAAUGGAUGUGGAGAGCUCCAGAGUCUGGUUCACUGACCUGUGGAACUACUCCUUGGUGCCCUACCUGCUCGAAGCCGUGAGAGAGGGACUACAGUUGUAUGGAAAGCGGGCAGCCUGGGAGGACCCGUCCAAAUGGGUGAACGACACAUACCCCUGGAGCUCCCCCUGUCUGCAGCAGGAGGGACAGUCUCUGCUGCAGCUCAGGCCUGAGGACGUGGGCUACGACGGGUACAGUUCAUCUAAAGAGGGGGCUUCAUCGAAACAGGUGUCCCAGAGUGACACUGAGGGAGACCCAUUGAUGAACAUGCUGCUACGUCUCCAGGAGGCAGCGAACUAUUCGAGUACUCAGAGCUGCGACAGUGACAGCACCAGCCAUCAUGAGGACCAGCUGGACUCAUCCCUGGAGUCUGCUCUAUGAAUCCACCUGCACCAGAGGGACUAGUCUAACCUGCACCAGGUGGACCAUUCUACCUGUGCCAGGGGGACCAGUCUAACUGCACCAGAGGGACUAGUCUAACCUCCACCAGAAAGAUCAGUCAAUCUACAUCAGAGGGACCAGUAAUCUGCGCCACAAGGACUAGUCCUGGAAGACUAGUCCAUCUGCACCAGGAGGACUAGUUUAAAUCCAUUAGGAAGACCAGUCCACUAGCAUGAUAUAAAUCUGCCUGCACCAUGAGGACCAGGUGGACUCAUCCCUGGAGUCUGCUCUAUGAAUUCACCUGUGCCAGGGGGACAAGUCUAACCUGCACCAGUCCACCGGUUUGUAAUGAGAGUUGGAGCCGAGUCUUGUUCCAGUGAGGGACCUACAACAGACCCAGUCAACAUCACACAGCACCAAAGUUUUGUAUGAAAAGUUUGCAAUAAAGUUACAAUGAUAUCACAGGCAAGUAUCGCGCAGUAGCCAUUCCACUGUGGAGGGCUAAACUACAAACCUUUUGGUUAGCAGACUCAGCCACUCGGUCUUUGUCGUACAAGUAAUUAUUGAAACUCCAAUUUUUACAUAUAAACUUGCGCUGUAUGUGACAAAAACAGUUGGCUACUAGAUUGUGCUGUCAACACUGUUCAUUCUGCAUGUUGAGAAAACUACAUAAACUGGAUCCUUUCAACUUAAUCCCAGUUAUGUUUUCUAUUUUAUCUCCUGGUGUUUACAAAUAGGGCAGAUUUAGUUGAUUUUGUUUACAAAAGUGAAGAUCAAAUGCACUUAAAUUUUAAUGGAAGUUGUGUUCACAUUCUCUCAUUCAGUGAUGUCAAAAGCUCAAAUGGAAGACAGUUGGCAAGAAGACAGUAUGACAAGAAGAGUA